CCCGCACGCUAACUGAGCCUUUGUCACUCUUUGCUCGAGUCAAGCAACCCACUGCCCAUGACAAAAAAACACACAUACGUGCACACGCACACGCAGCCUCCCACGCCACCAGAAAACAGAGUGUCUCUCGCUCUCUUCACAUACAGGCACGCGCACGCAUACCCCUCUAUGCUAGAUCUAUGAAAGAUUUCACAGAGGGCCGCUACCAGCGAUAGAGGCAGUUUUGUAUAGGAGUCCAGCACGUCUUGCCAGGUUUGAAACGGACCUUUCAGCUGCUUGAUAUAUGUACUUAUUGUCUAUUGUAUGAACUUAUUGGUUAUUGCAAUUCCUCCUGAGCAUGUAUGUCUCCCCAAUCCUCCUCAACGCCGACAACUAUUGAUGACUGUAUCUCAUCAUGCAUGCAUGAGUGAGAGGGUCCACAACCAUAUCGUCUCUCAUUCCGAUACCUCAGAUCGACCGAUCUUGUUUUUUUCUAGACGGGCUAGUACGAGGCAGCGAAUAUUUUUUCUUGUUGCGCGACUCAACUUUGUCAGCCGCUCAAUCUCGAUCGUGAGAGUGGUCGAAAAUUUCUCCUUCAGUCUUGCCUCGAAUAUCGCCGGAGGAUGCCCAAGCCGUCGCCGUCGGUCACCCGUGAGAACGCCACAAGCUGGCUCAGACAAAUGUUUGUGUUGCUGACCCAUACGGCUGGCCUCAGAUCGAUAAUCAGGCGCUCUUUCGUCGUAGACUGCAGCUUUCAGAAAGUCAAUGCGCUGGCGCUGAUUAUCGGCAGCUGCGUUCGUCGGAGGUUAUAUUUAUGCUUCGGAAUCAGCUUCUCCUCGUCUGGUGACGCGGGAAUUCGCGACGGUAUCUCAAUAGUGAAGGUGUCGGUGUGAGGAAAGACCGGCGUGAGAGGCUUUCCGGACGGCGACAACGGCACGCCGUCGAUAGGAGUGUGGUCCGCCUUCUCCACGUCCAUGAAGACGUACAGCGGUAGCUCGGUCGCGACAAUGAUGUCGACCGGCCGAUCGGACACUGUUGCUGUGUGCUUAGAGAAGAAGGCGGAGGGGCUGAAAGCGGCCAAGUGGAAGGUCGCCUGGCUUCCAUUGUUGAUGUGCAACUCUGUCGCAUCAUUGCAGGUGAGUAAGUACUGCUGGUCUCGGAUGAGGGCCAAAAUCUGCGGCAUGUUGCCGGUCUUGAUCUUAGAAAUCAUGGACAGAUGCCUGUGGAGCUCUCGAGACGGCCGUUUUUCCUGGCUGCGUUCAGUGAUGUCCAUAUCGUCGGCCACGCACAAAAGAAUCGGCUUGUGUUCUUUGUCGGCGGCACAGAGGGCAUUGAUCAUCGCCAAAGGGAUCCGCAGCUCGGCCCCCCACACGCCAAUAGGCGCGGUCUGCCAUUUAGGGUCGGUCAUGUCAAUGGCGCUCCCAGGCCCGCCAAUGACGCGUGUCUCCAGCCAUCGAUAGUCUUCUUCAGUGAGCCUCUCAUUGCGGAACCGCUCGAGGAACGCCUGAUACCUGCGGCCGCUCUCCGUCUGCUUGAAUCGCAUGCCAUCCUCCAGAAGCACGACGGUAUCGAACAGGGUCUUGUACAGCCGCAUACCUGCAAGAUAUCACCAUGUCUCCUCUGUCCCUGCUCUGUGCAAUGCAGUGCGUUCUAUUAUCGGAAGGCUUCGUCGUCUUUGCGUACAGCGCCGUCCUACCAAUGGGCCCAAACUGUUUGACGUCUCCGGACAAGAGAAUGCUCAUGUUCCCAAACGGAGGCUGGUGCUUGGCAUGCUGCUCUUCGGUGGCCCGCAGCUCACGCAGGCGAGCGUUCAUCUUUUCGAACAAGCUGGCGUACAGCAUCGAGUACUCGUCCACUAACAGAUACCACGUCUGCUGCCAUAGGACCUGAAAUGACAGCUCCUUCCGCAU
Vitrella brassicaformis is the source of this 1889-nucleotide messenger RNA. NCBI's taxonomy places the organism in Eukaryota, Vitrellaceae. The record is from the annotation of a GenBank genome assembly.